Aedes aegypti (yellow fever mosquito) is the source of this 4079-nucleotide messenger RNA. RefSeq lists its product as uncharacterized. Lineage: Eukaryota; Metazoa; Arthropoda; Insecta; Diptera; Culicidae. The transcript has 9 exons. The record is from RefSeq and is a predicted model, not a curated record. Gene Ontology annotation, molecular function: protein binding. Bases 215 to 3346 code for a protein of 1043 amino acids. Gene Ontology annotation, cellular component: plasma membrane.
AUUGUCCUGUUGCGUUUAGUACUAACUCGGUGGUCGAACGGGCGCGAACAAAACUCGGAAUACGGUGGUGAUACGAAAAGAAUCGAUGGUGCUUUCCGCUAGACAUAGAAAGAAUCAGUCAAUUAGUCAUCAAUUAGUGGUGGUGAAAAACUGAUAAUUUUGGGGAUUAGUAUCCCGGCAGGGCGCCAAAUUGAGCAUUUCGACGAGUGCGGCAAUGAGAAGAAGCAGUGAUGCAGUUGAUUGGAUGUCUUGUUCAAAGCUGAAGCUGCUGUGGAUUACUUUGAUAUGGAUCAUUACAGGAGUUCAAGGAUUACCCAAAGUUUUCCGGACUAACGAAAUAUGUGGAGUUUAUAAUGGACAUCGGGUGUAUCUGGAGUUAGGAGAUCGUGGACAGUUACAGGCUACAAAUGUAACAUUCGAAAGAUCUUUGAACCAAACCACACCGAGCGUCUGCACCCUGGAGCUGGUAACCUGUCCAUCGUGUAACUUCAAAAUCUCAUUGAGCUACAGCAACUUCCCGUCCAAGUGUUCCGUUCACAAUGAGCUUCCAUGCCGGUGUAAUUUUCUGGAGUUCUCCGAACCGCCUUUCGACGUGGAACAAUCCGGUCGACGUAACUGCGGCCAUGACGUGGUGUACCAGACGCAAACCCGCUCGGUUCUGAUCCGGUUUAUCUACUGGAGUAACCAUUCGCAUGCGUUUACCCUUGAUUACGUCGCUGAGAGGAAUCGCGAGACACUGCAGGUAAACCCUGGAGCGAUACAUAAUCUGACUGCAGGGGCCCAUACCAAGACCAUUACGACGCCGUACUUCCCCUCCUAUUAUCCGCGGGAUUUUGGCAAGGAGUACGUUUUGAAUUGCAACGUGGAAGCCUGCCGAGUGAAUGUCAUCUUCAGUGACUUUCUACUGGCGAAGACUUCAACGAUGGAGUUCUACGACUGGAAUGGGCAACGACUGCACGCGAUUUCAGGAGCCAGUUUUCGACCUCCGGUGAUUCAGAGUACGGGACCGUCCAUGAUCAUUCGGUUCUAUGCAAACGGCGGUUCUGGGUUAGGUUACAGGGCGAGGGUUUCGUUUUUAACGAUCGAUAGCGCUGCAAAUCCACUGAUGCUACCGGACACUAAUUGUGGUGGUGUGGUUGAAAAUGUAGGAGGGGCCAUCACAAUGAUGAAGAUGGUGCAGGGCGUGGAUGAUGGUCGAAUCUUCGAUUGCAUUUGGUUGGUCAAACCACCGAAUACAUAUGCUCAUUUGAAGACUCACUUGUCUUUGAGGGUCGACACUUUUGAGAAAAUGGGACCGAAUUCGUUGUUGACGGUGGUUCAGGGAACGACCUCUGAUGGCGGAAUUCUGGACGUGAUUAGACCUAAUGCUGGAGGUCAAGAGAAAAGUUAUGUUACGCCGCUGACUUCGGGAUUCUACGUUCAUUUGCGGGCUACAUUCGUUGUGCAGUCCAGAAUGGCAUUGGUUUACGCGGCUUUCAGUUAUCUAGAUUGUUACAUGGGAUCUGAAUUCUUGUGUCAAAACAGGAAGUGUAUUCCGGUUCAGUUACAUUGCGAUGGAUUUGACCAUUGUGGAGAUGGUAGUGAUGAACCGACUAGCUGUGAAGCCCAAUGGGAAACGGAACGUAUUGAUCGACGGUGGUAUUCACACACGCCGAAUUAUUACUUUCCAAAGAUGGAUCGUUAUCCGGAUCUUCGCACUGCUACUCUUAUAUUUAUCGCAAGUGCUUUUGGACUGGUUAUGUUGAUUUCGGUGUUCAUCAUUCUAUUGUAUCGUACCGGAAAUCGUGCUAGACAGCAACGCGAAUUACAGAGUCAGCUUCAAACAAUCAGUGAGUUGUUGGAUAAUAACGGUCCAAGGGGUCCCGAAGAUGUGGACGAGCCUCCGAUGUAUGAAGCUCCGCCAGAUUAUGAUGAAAUAAAUAAGGUUGGAAUGGAUGACGACAUUAACAGAAAGCGUAGGCGCCACUCAUCUUCCGCUUCAGGACGUCGAAGUCGUAUGAGGCGAUCCCGACGUCCGAGUAAUGUGUCGGAGAGUAACAAUCCGAUUUUAGAAGUUCGUCUGCCUCCUGAAAUGGACAGCGAUAGGCCAUCUACAAGUGCAACGCAUCUACAGGUUCCGUAUGCUUUAGAUGACGGUCAACACGUCUCUGAUUACGAAGACGAUGACUUGCAUGAACCUCGUUGGGACCAAUCAGAACCAGACUUCUUCAUGUCGUCCCGUAUAGUAGAAGCUCCAGCGUCGACUUCGACGAGCCAGAGUCACAGCGUUGGCUGUCAAACAACAUCAGGAUCAGAUCCGUCCGGCAACUCUUCGAGCCCACCGCCGACGUACGAUGAUUCGCAGUACUUCCGCGAUAACAGGUUGCACGAAAACCAGGCUGCAUCACAUUCGGCAUCCGAUUCGGACAACUUCUCGCGAGGCUUCGCUGAGGAACCUCCUAAUGUCACGCUAUCUUUGAACGAAACUCCGCAGCAAUCUACCGAUCCACUACAUGGUAGUUCAGUACUGACACCGAUCGCAACAACAUCUUCGUCCACCUCAAUUCCUAAGCCUCAGCAUAUAUGGAGUCAAAGUACUCGUAUCCAGCGCCCUUGGUUGGCAUUCAGUGGAGAUGACGGUAACACCGCUGGCUUUGUACCGACUGUAAAAACUCCUCCAAAUGACUUUAGCAGUCAGCAAAUAUUCAGCUCUACUGAUGCCACCCAAAUUCAUGAAAUUGAUGCAUACCUUUUAGCUUACGGAUCUAUAUCAAACGAGGAACUAGGAUCUUCGGGAGUUGUGAGCAGUACUAAUGAUACAUGUUCUAAUACCACCGGUUGCUCUCACCUUCAAUCGACUUGCUCUUUCACGAGAAACUCCUGCGCAUGUUCAUCGAUUGGUUCGAAUGCUCGCAGCAUUGCAUCCAACUACGACUACAUUGCCCAGAAUUGUCCCUGCUGCAGGGAAUCCCAGAGCUUCCGCAGCUCGUUGUGCCCGAAAUGCAAACCUUCUAGGGCACCAACAGUUCCAGCGAAUCUCUGUUCCUCAUGCGGAGGAAAAAUCUCCCUUCAGGAAAGUCCGAACUCUAGCGGAGGUUCAGUGCAACCAGCGCCGGCUACAACCGUACCGGGAACGGCUAUCCGGUUGUGCAACUGUUUCCCAAAGUUCCCCUCACAACCUAGUGUGGUGACUCGCAGCGGAUCGGCUAAUGUGAUAAACCCUACUUCAGGGGUGCCAGUUCGACCGAUGUCGGUGGAUCAGAUCGAAGCAACCUGUGCUCGUCGCAGUGUUGCCAGUCUGACGAGCAACUUUGAGGCGUUCUUCAACUCGCACCUCGGAAUCCCAGGCGCGCCAAUGAGACCUUGAUCGGUAGAUUGUGGAUAGAUAUUUGUUGUAAAAAUGUGGAAUUUCGGAUCUAUCGAAUUGAAAUAAAUGUGAUUAACUAGUUCAAGUAUGGCCAAAUUGCGUUUUUUUGUUUCUAUUUAGUUCUACAUUUGCUCUUAUUAUAAAUAUUUUACUUUUUUCGUAGUUUAAUUUUUCAUCAAUGUAAUUUAAGUUUGCUAUUUCCAGCUAUAGUCAUCUUUAUAGUAAAUAACAAAAAUAUUUCUCAUCUAGGGAAAACCUUACUUACUAAAUAUCUUUGUGGCUUUUUUCUUGUUGUUCGCUAAUGGUAUAGGAAAAUAAGCAAAUCACCGUUUUUUCAAUCAUUUUAUUUUGCUGUUUUUCUUCAAUAUUCAAAGCUACGAGUUUCACCUAAUUUUACAUUCACUAGCAUUGUUUGAUUUGGUUGUGCUACUAGAGUAUGAUUUAUUUCAUGUUAUACUUAAGUUUGGUAAGGUUAAGUUGUUUUUACAGAGAUUUUGUUCUUGGAAUGGGAAAGGUACACAUUUUGGCUGCAAUGAUACCGGGGUUUGACUUGAUAAUGUUGUAUAUAAUGAAAGAUCGCCAAAUUUGAUUUUUUGCGAAUUAUGUCGUCAGACAAUAAACUUUGGAAAAUAAUUCUGAGAAAUCAAAAAAAAAAAAAAUAAAACUUUAAUGACGUCAUGUUUUGAUGUCCAAAUUUUGAUAUUCAUCAGUAUGUAUUUUGUGAAUUUUGUUA